Aplosporella prunicola CBS 121167 is the source of this 1911-nucleotide messenger RNA. RefSeq lists its product as uncharacterized. The record is from RefSeq and is a predicted model, not a curated record. The transcript is spliced from 5 exons. NCBI's taxonomy places the organism in Eukaryota, Fungi, Ascomycota, Dothideomycetes, Botryosphaeriales, Aplosporellaceae. Bases 1 to 1911 code for a protein of 636 amino acids.
AUGGCAUCUACUGCUGAUAUCGUCACAGCGUCAAGCUCGAUACUUCUUCGCUUCUUCGUCUACGUCUUCUUGCGAUGGAUACCUUCGAGCAUCUGUCCGCCCGCUGUAGCGACCUCCUUAGCCGUCUACAUCGUGUCGUUCUUCUAUAGCUUCCAGGAGACAUCGCCGUACAAGGUCGUUUCGGACGAGAUCGAUGUGAUUGUGAAGGAAACAGUUGCGCAGGAUGACGAUGAUGAGGCCGAACUGGUCGAGGGCGCGGAAGAUGGGCCCUUGGAGGAGCUCGACGUCGAAGAGACGCUCGUAGUUGAAGACAAAGGGCCGCAGGUCCUCAAGACGCUCCUCACAGGACUCCCAAGCCCCACCUCGGCAUUAUGGAGUUGGAUCACUUUCGCCAUCAACAUUGCCCUUGUAGGCAUGAUGUUGGACCUGAUAUUCCGCGCACGCCUGCUGCACCCUGCGCACGAUCUGUCUUUUGCGAGGGUGGGAUAUGUCUCGGACAGGAGCGCGAAAAUUCUGGUGCGGGAACCAAGCCUGAACCAGUUGCCGCUGUUUGUCUCUUACCGCUAUGCGGACCCUCCCCUGUCGCUCAGCUCUGGCCAUCGCCAGCAGGACACCGCUUGGAAGCAUGCCCAAAACAUCAAUUGGCUUACUGAGGAGACUGAUUUUACUGCAGCGGUGGAGAUAACUCAACUCAAGCCCGACACCAAAUACCAAUACGCCGUUUCUAACAACCAACGUGGUUAUUUUAUCACGGCCCCACCACCUGGUCGCAUCUCUACUCGUGCGCAACAUGAGGGCAAAUACACCUUCCUGCAUUCGAGCUGCAUCAAGCCUCGUGUUCCCUACAACCCCUUCCAGGACCCACUCAGUAUCCCCGGCUUCAACCAUCUUGCAAAGUGGAUUGAUAAAUUGGGCGCUCAUUUCAUGCUGUUCCUUGGCGACUUCAUUUACGUGGAUGUGCCUGUCCGCCACGGCAGAGACCAGGAGGACUACCGCCGUGAGUAUCGUCAGGUCUACGCUGCGCCCGAGUGGCCGUCAGUCUCGGAGAACCUGCCCUGGAUCCACGUGCUCGACGAUCACGAAAUCCAGAACGAUUGGGAUCAGAACACUACCGGUGUUUUCGAAGCAGCGUACGAACCUUGGAGACACUACCAAGUGGCAGCAAAUCCACCUGCUGUGAGAACAGGCGACACGUAUUUCCAGUUCACUCAAGGUCCUGCGUCAUUCUUCCUGAUGGACACGCGCCGCUACAGGAACCCGGAGCGUGAAAAGGACACAUGGGACGAGAGUAAGACCAUGCUCGGCCCUGAGCAACUGAAUGAUCUCCUCGAAUUCCUCAAAGAGCCAGCCAAGCCAGGUAUUCGCUGGAAGGUCGUCGUUUCGAGCAUUCCGUUCACCAAGAACUGGCGACACGGACCCUCGAAACUGGACACCUGGGGCGGUUAUCUGGCCGAACGUAAGAAGAUCCUAGAAGCGAUGUGGGACGUGGGGCUCGCGGGCGGAGUUGGCAUCAUCGUCCUCAGCGGCGACAGGCACGAGUUCGCCGCGACCAGUUUCCCGCCGCCCAAGGACAGCAAAUGGCCGCUGAGCGCGACGGUGCACGAGUUCAGCACCAGCCCGCUGAGCAUGUUCUACCUGCCGGUGCGGACCUACGCGGGGGACGAUGAGGACGUCUGCAUCAAUUCUUUCUUCCUCCUUUCCUCGACCAGCGAAAUCACAAGAUGCAUGCAGUACAUCCCAGACGGCAACUCCAAGUUCGGCGCCAUUGAGAUCACGAGCCCCGCGGCGAGCGAGCAGAGCAUGCUCACGUACCGGCUGUUUGUCGACGGCGACGAGGCUUGGAGCUACACGCUGACGACGCCGCCGAACGUGCACGGGGGCGCGAGGGGCAAGGACGCCAUGUGGGGUUAG